AUGAGUGAAUUAGAUACAGAGCCGGUAAUGAUGCCACUGCUCACUCCAAUCGGGGAAUGUGAUUUUGUGAUAGAGAAGAGUAAAUUGGGGAUGAAGAUUAUUAAUUUAUUAGCAGAUUUUUCAGAGAGUUUUGUGUAUGGAGGAUUUGUGAGGGAUUUUCUUGUUCGGAGGGAAAAGUUUAAUGAUUUGGAUUUAUUUAUUAAAAAUUCAAAUAUUGGUGAUGGUGAUGAUAUGGAAAAUAAUCAUAGAGAUUCGAAAAUUCUAAAAAUUAGAAAUGAAUUUGAGAAUAGACUGAGAGAUUGUGAAAUGGAAAUUGUUUCAAUGAAGAAUAAUAGAGAAACAGUUGACUACUUAAUUAAAUUUGAAGGGGAUUUAUUGGAAUUGAAUGUAAUUUAUGAGGAUAUUGAGAAUGAUGUUCCAGAUUUUGAUGUAAAUAAUUUAAAAUUUCAAAAUGGAAACAUUUCUCAAAGAAUUCCUAUGGAAAAUUGUACAGUAAAUGGAAUAGUGGAAAAUAUUAUGAAGAAACAGUGUAUUUUAUUGGAUGAAACAUUGGUGAAAGAUGAAACUAAUUACUACAUUAGAAGGAGAAUUAAAAAGAUGCAAAAGAAGGGCUGGUUGGUAAUGAACAUUCCAAACACUAAUUAG
Messenger RNA from Naegleria gruberi, 645 nucleotides. RefSeq lists its product as uncharacterized. The record is from RefSeq and is a predicted model, not a curated record. The transcript has a single exon. The coding region runs from base 1 to 645 and encodes 214 amino acids. NCBI's taxonomy places the organism in Eukaryota, Heterolobosea, Eutetramitea, Acrasida, Naegleriidae.